AGUAGAGCACAUACACAUACGCACGCAUGCCAUGCCAAAACAACAUGUCCUCGUACUCUUUUCAUCCAGCCCGAAGACACAACAACGUCUUUGCCUACAUGCGUCGUUUCGUCUCUUUCAUAUGAACCUAAAAAAAAGUUCACACAUCGUCGACGUCGCAAACAAGCGAGCAACGACGAGCAUCAGUAGCAACAGCAACGGCAACAACAACAAAAGCAGCAACAAUAACCGAGUGCCGAACACAAACGCAUACUGACGCAAUUGCACGAAAACCAAGAGUGAACCCAACACUGGCAUUUCAUAUCGUGAUUGAUAGAGACUCGACCUAAAAAUCCCAACCAUUUGUAAAUCGAAUUGUAAAUUGUUUUUUAAAAUUUCGAAAUACAACGAAGCAAGUGUUUAGGUGGCAUCCGGAGAGAAGAUCAAUCGAUAAACAGACAAUCGCUAUCCGAACCGAUAGAGAAGAAGAAAAAAAUCGUAAAGAACCAUAAGAAACGCGACUGAGAGAAAUAGAAAAAAAAGCACACACUAGCCAGUACCUAGAAAACCAGAAAGCACACGGGAAUGAAGGCUAAUCGUAUGAAAGUAAUAAGUUUUCAGUGAAUGAAUAUGUCAUAUAGCUGUCAAAGUAUAACUGAGAACGAGUCACAUUGCCCUGACUGCUGCUGAAGGAAAAUAUUCAAUUGGUGGGAACAAAGGCAUGCGAAAGAGAAUAUUGCUGCAUAUCCUGCAGUAAAAUGAAAACGAGGAAUAUAAUUACAUGAUUCGUUUUUCCUUCUGAAAUCAACAUAUUGUGCGUUAGCACCAGCAUUUUUGAACGGACACACAACUAAACAGAAAUAAUGAGUCAGGACAUGGAAACGGAAUCCAUAUUGGAAAUGCCUUCGGAUAUCGAUGAGAUAGAAAAAGCGAAAGCCAUCGAAUCGAUUGUACUGGAAACGAGUGCGGACGAUUUGAGCUGUAGGGAUGAUUAUGAGGAAAUGGAUAUUUUAGUUGGCGCUGAUGGCAGGGCAAAUGUCACAAAUAGUCUAUAUGAUGCGGAUGAAUCUCUGAAAAGUACUGAUAUUGGAAAUGGCAGCGAAUCGACUGAUGUCAAGGAAAAAGACUUGGAUGGUGAAAAUUCGACGAGUGAAUCGUUCAUAGUCAGUAAAUCACAAGAGAAUCCAAUCAUCAGAGGCAAUUCAGUGGUAACUAAAUGUACUAUCCAUCCAACAUCAUCAUCAUCAUCACCGCCACCAACCCAGUCGAAUGUCAACCAAAUCGUGUACGUUAAACUAUUACAGCCAAGAAGUAGUGUCAUAUCCAGUGUCCAACCGCUAAUAGUUUCAACAACAUCUCAAUCACCACCAAAAACCUACUCCAAUUCAUCGCAUAGAAGUAAACUUGAAAAAUCCGCAGAAAGACCGGAGUUGAAGAAAUUAUCACCAAUAAAAAUGCCUGCGGAAGAGCCAACCACAUCAAAUAUCAGUGGUAGUGUAACACCGCCCAAACCUCAAAUUGGUCACACCGUAAAUUUACUGAACAAUAAUCGUAUCCUGAUAAAGAGUGUGAAAAAUAAUCAUGCCACUUCGCCCGUAUCGAUGCCUGCAACUGUAGUAAAAACAAAUGCGGCGAACGAAGGAUUUGAAUUUUCGCCACAACCAGUACAACAGCAAGGCGAUGCAAAGCAAACGAUGGUUAAUGAGACGAGCGAAAUCGCAAUGCAAAAUGUGACAAAUGUCACAGCAGCGACAACAACAACAACAAACGAACAUGAAAUCGACCAAUUGAAUGUAAAUGAAACAAAAUGUACGAUCGAAACGUCGAAUAACGGAAACUUUGACAGAGACGACAGUGAAUUGGAAAUAAAGAAAGAGCAAAUAUUGAACGAAAAUAGCAGCACCAACGAAGACAUUGUCGACGAUACAAAACUGAGUGAUACGUAUCAGAUAAAAAUUAAGCGUGAAUUUGAACAAUUGCAAAAAACGGUAAAUGAAUCGAAAGUUCUGUCGGAAUUUGUGAUUGAUCACAAUAAACGGAAUCGACGUCCAACGAAAUCUGGCAAAUCAAAGCAUAACAAGUACAAUAAGAGUAGUUUGAGCGAUAUGACCACUUUGGUCGAUGAAAAAGUGCCGGUGGCACAAUUCAAUCCAAGUGCCAGCCCAUCGUCGACCAGUGUUCGCAGUGCGUCUAAAGAAAGUGACCGAUCGAUUACGAGCAGUUUCAGUGCUGGCAAACGAAACACCCGAUCGAUGAAUACGGACUUUUCGGCGAAGCAAAAACAAUUUUUGAAAGGUAUCCAACAAGUGACACGUGGUACCGACGAUGAAACGGACAACAACAGUGGCGCUGACGAUGACGACGAUGAUGUCGACUAUUUUGCUGAACAGCAACCAAACAUCAGCGAACGAAGAAAGAGUACAAUGGCGAACAAGCAGUCGUUUGGCUUUGAAUCGAAAGCAAGCGAUAUCAGAAUUGGAUGGGACAAAUACUGUUGGCGAUGCCAUCAAACGGACACAAAAAUGCUUUGCUCCAGUUGCGUUCGAUCUUAUCAUGCAAAUUGUCUGAAAAUGAAACUCCUAUCGCCAGCCGAGAUGGCAAAAUGGCAAUGCCCCGAAUGUGUGGAAAUCAAAGCGGCAGAAAAAGAGAACAAGAAAAAAAAAUUCGAUGUGAAACAUUUUAACAAGCUGCUGAAGUACGCCAUGAACCGACUUUUACAGGAUCCAAAUCUCCAACAGUUCCAGUUCCCGGUGAACAAGACGCAGAAUCCCGGUUACGGUGAUGUCAUUGUGAACCCAAUCAAUUUGAGCAAAAUUGAAAACAACAUUGACAACCUGGUGUACACCAAUUCCGAGGCAUUUUUAUCGGAUAUCAAAUGGAUCCUGCAUAAUUGUAGCAUCUAUUUUUCGGAUAACUACAAAGUGACACGAGCGGCAAAAUCAUUGCAAAAAGUGAGCAAACAAGAGGUGGGCGAUAUUGAAACGUGCCCUGAAUGCUACUUAAAUGCCAACACAAUGACUGACAAUUGGUUCACCGAAACGUGUGUGAAGCCGCAUCUAAUUCUAUGGGCAAAGCUUAAGGGAUUUCCCUAUUGGCCGGCCAAAGCUAUGUCCAUCAAUUCGACAUUGGUCGAUGUGCGUUUCUUUGGUGAACAUGAUCGAGCCAAUAUCCCAGCGAAAGAUUGCUAUUUGUAUUCGCGUGAAGAUCCAAAUCCACCGACAAAUAAAUACAAACGAAACACUAUUGCCGAUUGUGUUAAGGAGGUGGAUGUCUACAUACAAAACAUUGAAGCAAAAUACGGUUCGUUCAAGUACUCCGAGUUGAAAACGCCAUUCAAUCCGCAGUUGGCCGAUCAACAUUUGCUGGACAUGAUACCAGGGUUGCGUAGUGCACGUGGUGGUCGCCGCCGAAGCAGCUCCGCCCGACCGGAUUUAACCUUAAAAAUUGUUAAAACCGCUGACAAUCAUUUGUCGGUGGUGAAGAAGGACCAAACUGCCAAGGAAUUGCCUCAAAUUAAACGAACCGUUGACAUAACCGGCGAUGGAGCUGUGUCACGCACACCAACGCCACCAUUAGCCGUUCUGUCACGCCGCAAAACAAGCGACACCCGGAUUAAACGUAGCAAAUCAACGAAUCGACACAGCGACGGUAAGCCGCCGGUUCUUGAUCAUAAAUCAUACCAGGUAUUGCGACGCAAGAGUAUGGCUGUUGAAAAACUCGACCAGAAACGAGUGAAUGCCAUUCAUUCCAAUUUGGAUUUGAAUUCGUCCACCGAAUCGCCAGAGGUGAGCUUUGUGCGAUACAAUCCAGAUUCAACGAAUGAGAAAAAUGAGACUGAUCAACUGAUUGCCAACGCGGUCGCUGUGGUAAAGAAAUCGAUCAAAUCCGCAGCCAAAAAGAGGAAGCUAUCGGUAGAUGAAAAGGCAAGCGAUGCGGGUGAAACGCCCGAGAAAAAUUUAAAACUUGAAGAACCAAAGGCUACAACAUCUACCCACGACGAACGAUCUGAAGACAUUUUUGAAACGAAUAUUUUGAGUAGUGUUGGCUUGAUGAAACGAACAACGCCACCAAAUCCGACAACGAUCAAAUCACCCGAAAAACCGACCGUGAGCGGAAAGAACGGCAGCGCAAAUGCGAAGCCAGUUCAAAAUAAAAACUCCACAUGUGAUACAGAUGAAAAAAUGAACGAAGGAGCCGCACGGACGAGAAGUGACACAGUUCAACGUGUCGGCAGCAAAGAUGAUGGAUCGCCAUUGGUGUUGGUGCCAUUUGUUGAAGUGAAAAAAGAGCCGGAAAUGGAGAAUGAUGUCUCAAAUCCAGGUGAACAGACACCAUCGGCAUCUCUAACACCAAUCUGCUUGAUUAGUUCAAAUGAAAAUACGCCGGCUAAAAACUAUGCAAACACCGAUGAUAAUCUGUCAAACAUCAAAACGGAGACGAGUUCCGAUGAUGACAGUUUGAUGAUUAUCGAAGAGGAUCUGCCAAACAGUACAAAUACACCAGUCAAAAAAUCAACCAUGGGCAUUGAUCAAUUGCUCGAAAAUAUUCGGCUUCGUGGUUCGAUUUCGGUGAAAGAUAUCAACAAAAUGACGUUGCAAAAUCAACAGCAACAAGCGCGCAAAACGUUCCCAAAAGGACCAACGACAAAUGCAUCGGCAUCCAUUUUGAAACCGCGCAACAAUCUUGCUUUGAAUAAAUCAGCGCCGACCAAUAUGGUUUGCAUACCAUUAGAUGGUAUACCACGGCUCGAAUUGAGCUACAAUUCAACGCAACCGCCGCCAUUGUCAGUGGUCGGAAGUGUAAACAGUGUUUCGCUUCUCACACAAAACCAGUCAUCCACAAUUACCAACAAUGCACCCUCGAGCACAUCCACGUCCAAUUUGACAAACGGUCCACCACCACUGUCGAUACCAGCCGUCAGCCAGCCAUCUCUAUUGAAUCCAAAUUCGAUUAACACCAUUUCCAAUGGAAUGAUAACCGAACAAAUGGCAUCUGCCGUAACCGAUCAAAUAAUCCGCCGGAAUCCACCCAAAUUAUCGUCUCGGCCAGCGGCACCGUUGCGCGCCGAAUGUGACUCGGUGUUCCCCACUGAAGCCGGUUCGGUGUGCAAAACCCUAAUGGAAAAUGCACAUAAAAUGACCGAUUUCUUCCGAUCAGUUAUCGAAGACACACUUGGCGAUUUGGCCAACAUGUCAAAUCCUGAAGCGAAAAUUCGUUUGCUAGAACUUGAAAUGGAGAAACAGAAGAAUGCCCACGCAAAGGAAAUUACCGACGUCAAAGCAAAUACUGAUCGCUUGCUCAAUGAAAUGAAGAAGAGCAUGGAAAAAGAGCGUACACGUGUAAUCAAUGACACACGCAAACAGUGUGAAAUGGAGCGCAUCCGAUCGGUGGAAGAGGCAAAAAAGAAACAAUGGUGCGCCAAUUGUUUGAAAGAAGCUCAAUUUUACUGUUGCUGGAAUACAUCGUACUGUAACCACAUUUGCCAGCGGAAGCAUUGGGAACAGCACAUGGCAACUUGUGCUCAAGUCGAAACAACCCAGAACGUGCAGAAUUCACGCAAGCCGGCUGGUAAAAACGCAUCAAAGCCAGAUAUCAGAGUACAGUUACAAGCAUCUCAGCAUCCAAAGUUACAUGUAUCCAUUCAAAAAGACAAUUUGAAUACAGUCAACAAUCGUGCAGUUACUGCUGCAAGCGUUGCAAAUAACUCCGGAGUGCCUGCAUUGCGGAACAUUCUACCGAAAAAUGUUAUCACAUCCAUAAGUCCAUCUCGUCACUUUAACCAAGGCACGCAAUCGCUGACGAAACAAUCUCCAAAUCAAUCGUGCAUCAUUGUCGGUCGAUCGCUUCCAAAUUGGGCUGGUGCCUCAUCCAAAUCAGCGUCGCUAUUGCAUUCGAACACGAUAUUUUUGCCAGCCACAUCGCAGCCAUACGCCACGAUUACAAACGUACAAUCGGGAUCAUCGGCCGGUGUUUCGCUGCUAAACACCUCACAUGCACAGGGACAAAAGUCAAACCAGACCGAAACCAUCAUCAUACCAUAAAAAGUGUACACAACAUGUCCAAGCAAUUGGAAUAAUAUGAAUUCACAUAACAGCUUCAACCUCUUAGAAAUAAUUUGAUCAUGAUCAAAAACUUGAGACCGUAGUUUUUUUUAUUAUACCCAUAAAUUUAGUAUUAAUUUUUUUUAAGUUCAGAAGUUUGGUGUUGAAGCCAUGUUUUUUUUCCUCUGUUCAAUUAACUCAAUUGUUGUUUGAGAGAUUUUCGCCAGAUCUAUGUGAAUUUAAUUUUUGAUAAAUUUAAAAAUUUUAUGUUGUAAUCAAAAUCGAGUCGGAAUUGUGUUUCAGACUUGAAAUGUAUAUUUGAAAUUAAUUGUAAGGGAAAAAACACAAACACAAUUUUUUUUUUAACAAAAGAAAGAAAGUAGCCGAUUUGACAUUAGGACGGGGAAUAAAAUGAAUUACACGAAAAGAAGAAAAAAUUUAGAUGAACUCUGUAUAGCAGUAGUUUUCUCAUGGAAAAUUUUUCAGCGUGGUAUGAAAAUGAAACACUCGUAUAUAUAUUAUACACACACAUAAAAAAGAUAUUUUAAACAUCAUGCUUCGAGAUGAUUAUAAAAUUAAAUACUAUAAAUUUA
Sitodiplosis mosellana (orange wheat blossom midge) is the source of this 6613-nucleotide messenger RNA. Its product is annotated as MYND-type zinc finger-containing chromatin reader ZMYND8-like. Bases 843 to 6020 code for a protein of 1725 amino acids. Lineage: Eukaryota; Metazoa; Arthropoda; Insecta; Diptera; Cecidomyiidae. Gene Ontology annotation, molecular function: protein binding. The transcript is spliced from 12 exons. The record is from RefSeq and is a predicted model, not a curated record.